AAGAAGUUCGCGAUUAAUACCGGGAAGAUUUUUGUCGUUACCGUCGCGUUUUUCAAUGAAAAAAACUAAUUUGCAAUUGCAGCAAAUUGUAUUCCAUUAAAAUAAGGAUUUAGUGCAAAUUCUCAAGUAUUUUAGUUCACGUUCGCGAAAAGUGCAGUUCGAAAAAAGCAAAGCAAGUGAUUGAAGAGGGUAGUGAAGCCUGUCUUUGAUUAUUGAAAAUAUUUAAUAAUAUUAUAAGAGUUUAUGUGAAUUAUUAAAAGGAUAUAUGGCAUAUUGUCAAUUUAUUGGAAAUUAGUUGCAUGAUUUCCAGUUAUUAUAAUUACAUUUGCUGCAAUGCUCGUCCAUAAGAAUCAUGGAUGCGGUACGCGGAUCAUUGUGUCUACCGUCGCUCUAAUGCAAAAUUAUUCCUGAAGUCUCCUUGGGCGAAAUGUGUUGCUUUUAAUAAAUAUAUUUAGUGAUAAUCUGAAUGUAUCUACUGCCCAAUUGUACUUAGUUUUACCCUGAAAACAAGAGUGUUAUGAAGCUCGAAAUUUUCGAAUUAGCAUUGAAAAUAGAUAAGCCGGUCGCUUACCAGUAUUCAAGUGGGUGUGAUUAACAUUCAUGUUUCAACCAAUAUCUGCAAUUUUGUGAAGUAUUUAUCUACAAAUAUUUGAAGUUAUUAUAUUUGUGCUGUGUGUCUGUUAAAAUAUCGAGAGUGUCAUUAUAAAUAUUUGUUGUAAAGCAAAAAAGUGGCUUAAAGUUAUAGCAAGUAAUCGUUAUAGUGUUACUUCACUCAAGGAUAUAAAUCGUUUUCAAAAUUUGGAUAAACUAUUUAAAACGGAUUAAACACUAUAUUGCAGAGGCACAGUUAUCGCACCCCUCGGCAGUAAAGCAGUAAUAAUGUCGCCACAAUCAUUUCAACGUCGGUGAUCGUGUAUUGGCUCUAAUCUCCCGAAUGUGUUGCCCGAUUGCAACAUGGCAGGGCACGAUCGAAGCCAUAGGUGCUUCGUAGAAAUGGCUCAAAAAAUCUACACGAAAUCUCCUUGCUACAGUCGCUGCAGCAACAGCUAUCGUCAUUAUCAAAAUAUGGUACUAUGGUUCCUCCUAUUAGCAUUCACGCUACCGCUGAUCCAUAUCGCACGAUCAGAACAUGUCCGCGAACUGGAAGUAUCGGAAGGCGUCGCCAUUGGAUAUCAGAUUGGAUUUAUUGGUGAAUUUAUGCACGGUGUGGAUAGUGGUCCCCCAUAUUUAAUUGUUCCAGUGCCGGGUAGUGCCAUCGAUACAGAUUUAGCUAUUGAUCAUACGACGGGCGAGAUUCGGACCAAGGUUCAAUUGGAUCGCGAGAAGCGUGCCUCCUACAGUUUAGUGGCAAUCCCGCUAAGUGGUGAAAAUGUUCGAGUGGUUAUUCGCGUUCUGGAUGAAAAUGAUAAUCCACCCACGUUUCCCACCCCGGUCAUGAAUAUCGAGUUUCCGGAGAAUACGCCACGCGAUGUUAAGCGUACGCUCAAUCCCGCGCGCGAUUUGGAUCUAGGCCGCUACAAUACACAACGGUAUAACAUCGUGUCGGGAAAUGUGAAUAAUGCGUUUCGUCUAUCGUCACAUCGGGAACGGGACGGUGUAUUGUAUCUAGAUCUGCAGAUAAAUGGCUUUCUGGACCGCGAAACAACGCCUGCAUACAGUCUGGUGAUCGAAGCAUUAGAUGGUGGUAGUCCUCCAUUACGUGGCCAAAUGACCGUUAAUAUAACGAUACAAGAUGUGAAUGAUAACCAGCCGCAGUUCAAUCAAAGCAGAUAUUUUGCAACGAUCCCCGAGAAUGCCACGAUCGGGACCUCAGUGCUGCAGGUCUAUGCAUUCGAUCUUGAUGCCGAAGAGAACGGGUUAAUAGAGUAUUCAAUAAACCGCCGCCAGAGCGAUAAGGAACAAAUGUUCCGUAUCGACCCUCAAACGGGAGUAAUCUUUGUCAAUAAACCUCUGGAUUUCGAGACCAAAGAAUGUCACGAGUUAGUCGUGAUGGCUAGAGAUCAUGGCGAACAGCCUCUGGAUGCAACCACCUUCGUCACAAUCAAAGUAACGGAUGUGAAUGAUAAUCAACCAAUUAUAAAUGUUAUUUUCUUGAGUGACGACGCAACCCCCAAGAUUUCGGAGAAUGCAAAGCCUGGCGAGUUUGUAGCCAGGAUUUCGGUUAAUGAUCCUGACUCAAAGACCGAAUACUCUAAUGUUAAUGUAACGUUGGACGGAGGGGAUGGUCAUUUCGGACUCACUACACGCGAUAAUAUUAUUUAUCUUGUGAUCGUGUCACGUGAGCUUGACCGAGAAAUAGAGCCGAACUACACACUGAAUGUGGUUGCAACAGAUAAUGGCAAUCCUCCCCUGCACGCUUCCAAGACCAUACACCUGCGAGUAACUGAUAUCAAUGAUAAUGCUCCACACUUUGAGAAAGAAAUCUACCAUGCAAACGUGAUGGAGGUAGCUGAUCCUGGCACCUCAGUGCUGCAGGUCGUUGCUGUCGAUUUGGAUGAAGGAAAUAAUUCUGCGGUCACCUAUUUACUCAUGGAUACGCCCGAAACACACUCACAGUGGUUCCAAAUUGAUGUGCAUACAGGUCUGAUAACAACUCGUGCUCAUAUCGAUUGUGAAACCGAACCAGUGCCACGUUUGACAGUCAUCGCUAAGGAUAAUGGAAUUCCUCAAAUGUCAUCGACUGCCAUUGUUUUAGUGACUAUACAUGACGUCAAUGAUAAUGAGCCGAUUUUCGACCAGAGUUUCUACAAUGUUUCGGUUGCGGAGAGCGAGCCAGUUGGACGUUGUAUAUUAAAGGUGUCGGCUAGUGACCCAGAUUGCGGAGUUAAUGCAAUGGUUAAUUACACGCUAGGAGAAGGCAUCAAGAAAAUGAGUGAAUUUGAGGUCCGAUCGGCUACUGGCGAAAUAUGCAUUUCCACCGCUUUGGAUUUCGAGACGCGUAAUUCAUUUGAAUUUCCUGUUCUUGCAACAGAUCGUGGUGGAUUAAGCACGACAGCAAUGGUUAAAAUUCAGCUAGCCGAUGUCAACGAUAACCGACCAGUUUUCUACCCUCGCGAGUACAACGUGUCCUUACGAGAAUCUGAUAUCGUAAAAUCAACCUCAACACCAGUAGUAGCAGUUGUUGCAACCGAUGCAGACUCCGGACGCUUCGGAACUGUUUACUAUCGAAUUGUGGCUGGAAACGAGGAAAAUAUAUUUCGAAUCAAUCGUAAUACAGGAGAAAUCUUUAUAAGUGAACCAAAUAAAUUGUCGAUACACAAGAGGAUCGUUUAUAAGCUGAACAUUUCGGCGAGCGAUGGAGAAGGACUGAGAACUGCACAAGAUGCUGAGGUGUUUAUUAGUGUCAUUGAUUCAUCGCAACAUGCUCCCAGUUUUGAGAAAAUCACUUAUAACUAUUCGGUGAAGGAGGAUGUGUCCAAAGGAACCGUCGUUGGAUCUGUCCUAGCAACAACGAGUGGAUCAGGAAGCCGAGGAGCGGUACGAUACUCAAUUUACUCAGGCGAUCCAGAUGGCUACUUUAGCAUUGAUCCAAUGUCUGGGAAUAUUCGAAUAGCGAAUCCUUUGGACCGCGAAACGAAACCGGAAGUUCUUUUGAAUAUUCAAGCAACGAGCGGCGAUCCACCCGCCUAUGGACAUACCCAGGUUACAAUCGAGAUCCAAGAUGUCAACGACAAUCCACCCGAAUUUGAAUCGAGUACGGUACGUCUUUCGGUGCCGGAGAAUUUCGCACUCGGCAUCCCAUUCUAUGAAGCUAAUGCUCACGAUAAGGAUUCAGGAGACAGUGGCAUUGUACGUUACAGUUUAAUGACAAUUGAUACCGCAUCAGUGGCAUCGUCAUUUGGAUCACUGGCUUCCUCAGGAGCCGCUCCAGGGAGUAUGCUAGGCUCCACAUAUUUCUCUCCAUCAUCAGCAUCGUCAUCGCUCGCAUUGUCAUCUUCAUCUUCCGCAUCUUUACCAGGCUCUUCGAGUUCUUCGUCAUCGUUACUAUUCAAUGGUGGUAGCUUUGUUAAUCAUCAAAUUGGAUCAGGACAUUCAUCGACGACGUCGACAGCGGCAGCAGCAUCGUCGUUGUCGUCAGCAGCCUCGAACCUAUUCGCCAUCGAUUCACGUACCGGACAUUUAACAUUGUCACGACAUUUAGACUACGAGACAUCACAACGGCAUGCAUUAAUUGUUACGGCAACGGAUUCGGGAAAACCACCAUUAUCGGCUAAUUUAACGAUACUUGUCGAGGUACAAGAUGUGAAUGAUAAUCCUCCCGUUUUCGAACGUAAUGAAUAUUCAAUUAAUGUACUGGAGUCGAUGCCGAGUAAUUCACAGAUCCUGCAAGUAACAGCCGUUGACCUGGACACUGGAAACAACGCACGAAUCACGUACCGUAUUGUAGGCGGUAGCGAUCAAAUCUAUGCCACUGGCAAUAACUUUAGCAACACUAGCAGGAGAUCAUAUAAUAACGACAAUGGCUCAGCUUCUUCGUCGAAGUUAUCAGGGAACAGUAGCGGGAAAACUUCUAGCGGUGUCACCACAAGCGGUCGAGGUUCGUCCUCGCGAAAUUAUCCACCACCUCCGCAACAUUCACGGUCGGACAACAAGAACAUGAAUCUCGGCGCUCAAGAUGUUGACGAUCGUAAGACCACCGAACUAUUUGGGAUCUUUCCGAAUAGCGGUUGGAUCUAUCUACGAGGAACUCUCGAUCGUGAGACACGUGAUCGAUAUGAGUUAACGGUGGUAGCCAGCGAUAACGGUACACCGCCAGCACAUGCGAAAGCACGUGUGAUUGUCAAUGUUUUGGAUGCAAACGAUAACGAUCCGCAAUUCACGCUACCAUCCUAUGAGUUUUCAAUUGAAGAGAAUAUGCGACGAGGGUCUGUGGUUGGGACAGUGGCCGCUGACGAUGCUGAUUUGGACGCAAAUGCAGCAAUCCGAUAUAGUUUGAUACCGAGCAACACGAGCUUCCAAGUGAACCCGGUAACAGGUGAAAUUCUUACACGUGAACCACUAGACAGAGAAACGCGUGAAAUAUACGACCUUGUUGCAGAGGCUCGCGAUCAAGGUGUGCCAUAUCGAAGUGCUCGAGUUCAAGUAAAAAUCACGGUAACGGACGUAAAUGAUAACGCUCCCGAUAUUGUUGAUCCCCAAGAGGAUGUUGUGAGUGUUCGUGAAGAGCAACCGCCCGGUACAGAAGUAGUGCGCAUUCGUGCUGUCGAUCGUGACAACGGCUAUAACGCGUCAAUUACGUAUUCAAUCCUGAAAGGACGCGAUUCGGAUGGUUAUGGAUCAUUCACUAUUGAUCCAAUGAACGGGUUAAUUCGAACGAAAGUUACUCUCGAUCACGAGGAACGCUCAAUUUAUCGACUAGCUGUGGCAGCAACAGAUGGCGGACGACCACCUAAGCAAACAGUGCGCCCAUUGCGAGUUGAAGUUUUGGAUUUGAAUGAUAAUCGUCCGACGUUUACGAGUUCCAGUUUAAUAUUCAAGGUCCGCGAAGAUGUUCGCAUAGGCCACAUUGUCGGAUCCAUUGGCCCAGCCGAGCGAAGUGAUGCUGAGAAUUUAAUAGCCGGUAGUAGUGGCCUCCACGUUACUUACACCCUAACCUCCCUAACAAGUGACGUAAUUGACGAAGCGUUUGAUAUGGACCGACAAACAGGAUCUUUGGUAGUUGCACGUCGGCUGGACCGAGAACACCAAAGUGAAUACCGCCUCGAAAUACGUGCCCUAGAUACAACCGCAUCUAACAAUCCUCAAAGUAGUGCAAUCACAGUGAAAGUCGAAAUAACAGACGUCAACGAUAACGCUCCACACUGGCCGGAAGAUCCGAUCACAAUUUACGUGAGCGAAACUGCUGCAAUCGGUCAGAUUGUAUACAAUUUCACAGCAACCGAUGAAGAUGCUGGAGCUAAUGGCGAGGUCCAAUACCACUUGGAAUCCCAAAUGCCAGAGCUGGAGAAAAAGCUGUUCUCCUUGGAUCCACUCACUGGAAUGUUGUCGCUUCAGGGUAACUUGGACUAUGAAGACCUAAAUGAGUACAUCCUGGUCGUUGAAGCUGUCGAUCAAUCUGUGAACACAUCCGAGCGGCUCCGCACUAAAGUAACGGCCCGAAUUUUAGUUACAGACUCAAAUGACAAUAGUCCGGUGUUUGUUUCCCCUACUGCCGAUUCAACAAUUUUACUGGGUGAUUCUGCGCAAGUUGGCCAGCUAGUCGCGCAUGUUGUAGCUGUCGAUAAAGAUGCAGGUGACAAUGGACAUAUAACCUACUCGAUCCUAGCGGGUAAUGAAGAAGGUCGCUUCAGAAUGGACCCUCGAACUGGUUCCAUCGAAUUGGCAAAAGCGAUACAGUCGACUCAUUCCCAAUCCCAUCAAAUUCGGAACAGUCAAUCCUCUGCUAGCGACCGGAAUUCUCAAGCCGCUAAUAAAUUCAGUUUAGUGAUAAGUGCUAGUGAUCAUGGCUCGCCGGUUUCCAAAGAAACUCACCUCAAUUUGCAGAUUUUAGUGCAAGGAUCGUCGAAUAAUCCGCCAAGAUUUCAACAGUCUACAUAUCGGGUUAAUGUAUCUGAAAACGCACCUGUGGAUAGCUUUGUAGUGCGUGUGGGGGCAAAGUCGUUCCGGGAUAUUGACAAUGUGAAUCUUACGUACGAGAUACCACCUGGCGUUGGUGAUGAUCUUUUUGCAAUAGACAAACUACGUGGCAUCAUAGUAACCCGGGGUCAAUUUGAUCGGGAAACCAAGGCUGAAUACAAAUUUCCUGUCUACGUUGUCGAGUCCAGUGUAUCAGGCAAUGACGGGGUAAAUUCGAACCAGAAUCUUUUAACAGGACAAUUCGAUAUCGCGACAGUUGUCGUUAAAAUUACGGACGUCAACGACCACGCUCCGGAAUUCCGCCCAGGAUCAUGUUAUCCUCUCGCUGUUCCGGAAAACAGCGAACGUUCAGUUAUUCACUCUGUGGUUGCUACUGACUUGGAUGACGGACCAAAUGGAGAAAUCAUCUACAGUAUAAUUGGCGGGAACUUCAAUAAUAAAUUCAGUAUUGAUGUUCAUACUGGCGAGCUGACGGCGCAGCCAUUGGACCGCGAGACGCGAUCGCGGUAUCUGUUGCAGAUUCAAGCUCAGGAUCGCGGCACUCCGAAUACGUAUUAUGGUCAUUGCAAUAUAUCGGUGAUUGUUGAAGACCAGAAUGACAAUGAUCCACGUUUCGAUCGUCCUAAAUACGUUGUAAAUAUCCCGGAGGACAUUGAAAUUGGCACAUCUAUAUUGAAAGUGAAUGCAACCGAUGCCGAUUUGGGGAUAAAUGCGAGAAUUGUUUAUUCGCUCGCAAACGAAACACAGUGGCUAUUCACGAUCGACAAUCGGAGCGGACUUAUAACGACAGCUGGAACCCUCGAUCGUGAGCAGCAGCAUGUGUACAACUUUAUGGUUGUAGCCACAGAUGGAGGUCGAAGCGACUCCCGCUCCACGCGUGUUCCUGUGCAAAUCAUCGUCGAAGACGUCAAUGAUAACAAGCCCAUUUUCAAACAAUAUCCCUUCAUGGCACAGGUUCCUGCCCUAGUCCAACCUGGCCAGACCAUUCUCCAAGUAUCAGCUCUCGAUGUAGAUCAGGGCACAAACGGCGAGAUAGUCUAUGAACUGACCAAUGACCGGACUGCCGGAAAAUUCCGCGUCAAUCCCAACACGGGUGUAGUAAGUGCAACCAGAAGUCUGGCCAGUGAAAACGGUCAACUACUUCGCCUAGAAGUCACCGCUCGCGACAAGGGUAAUCCCCCACAAAGUGCAAUCGGUUUGAUCGAAAUCCGUGUUGGAGAGUCACCCCUGGGAACGCCAGUCUUGCGCUUCCCCAAUGAAUCUUACCGGGUCUCGCUGAUGGAGAAUACUCCAAACGGACGAUCUGUGAUACAAAUGAAUGCCGUACGGAGUGAUGGACGACGUCAAAAGAUAAUUUAUUCUAUUGGCUCUGGUAAUGAGGAGGGAGCGUUCUCCAUAGACGCCACGACGGGUGAGAUCAAGGUCCGAGAUUCGAAAUUUCUCGACUUUGAACGGUAUCUGUGGAGCUACGAAACGAUCAAAAUGCGCUACGAUCGUGACAAUCGGACAAUACUGGGUCAUGGCAUGAUGAGUAGUGGCAACGGUCCUUCCACAGAAUAUCGAUCAUCCAGCGAAAUAAAAUUAAUUAUAGAAGCCCGGACCGAUGGCUCGCCGUUAUUGUACGGUUACGCUGAACUACAGAUACAGUUACAAGAUGAAAAUGAUAAUGGACCACGAUUCACACAACAGCAGUACGCCGCCACCGUGUGGGAGGGCAAUAAUAAAGGGACAUUUGUAAUGCAGGUUGCCGCCUAUGAUGCCGAUCGCGGUGCAAAUUCGCGCAUUCUCUACCACAUUGUCGAUGGCAAUCAUGAUAAUGCGUUUGUUAUUGAACCUGCUUUUAGUGGUAUCGUUAAAACAAAUAUCGUUUUGGAUCGCGAGAUUCGUGACAUGUACCGACUAAAAGUGAUCGCAACUGAUGAAGGUGUACCUCAGAUGACUGGAACGGCGACAAUUCGCGUGCAUAUUAUUGAUGUCAACGAUAAUCAACCAACCUUCCCGCCACCGAGCAUUGUCAGUGUUAGCGAAGGAUCUGAUCUGGGAAUUGUCAUCACCACCGUAUCAGCAAACGAUGUCGAUUCAAGCCCAGCUUUAACGUAUCGUUUCGCGAAGUCCGUUGAUAACGAUAACUUCGACGCGGAGACGAUGUUUUCAAUCGACCGCUACAGCGGAAAAGUGAUAUUGAAGAAGCAUCUGGAUUACGAGAGUCAACAGGAAUAUCAAUUCCAGGUCAUUGCGUCCGAUAUGGCGCAUGAAGCGAGGACCUCAUUAACUAUUCGGGUUACCGAUGUCAAUGACAAUCCUCCAAUUUUCCAACAAGUAGCGUACCAUGUAUCCUUACCGGAUCAGUCGACUGGUGCGGAUAUGGACCUCUUAACCAUUAAUGCUACCGAUGCAGAUGGUGAAAGUAACUCGAGAAUAAGAUACCAAAUAAUACCGCCCGUUUCUGGAUUUAUCAUCAACGAGCAAACUGGAGCAAUUUAUGUGAAUGCCAGCAGAAUAACGAAACCAUUCAAAGAGCAGAUUUACCUCCGUAUAAUUGCCAUGGAUUCAGGAAAGCCUCCACUAAGCGCCAAGUCCAUAGUCAGAAUCCAAACGAACUCCUAUGGACAAGGCAAAGCUCAAUUUUUGCAAAGCCAAUUCCGUGCGAGCAUCAACGAGGAAGCUGAACUGGGUACAGUUGUUUUAAAACUAUCAAGAGACGUUCUCGACACCGAUCUAACACAAAACCUUGCAUUCAGUAUAGUUGCCGGAAACGAGGAAGGCACAUUCGAGGUGUACCAGGCAAGUGCAAUAAUAUUAGUUAAAAGCCUUGAUCGUGAGAAAACGGACCUUUAUAAACUUCGGCUCGUUAUGAGCGAACAAGGAUCUCCCGUACGUAGCGACAACAACUCCACAGCGAUCAACAUCUUCGUAACUGUCGAAGACGCUAAUGACAACGCGCCUAUUUUCCAAUCUGGUCGAUAUGAGACCGAAAUCAGCGAGUCUGCACCGAUCCGAUCCUCGGUCACCAAAAUCGUUGCAAUCGAUAAAGACUUGGAAAACUCUCCAAAUUCUGAAGUCGUCUAUGAUAUAACCUCUGGAAAUGAUGCAGGGAUGUUUAGUAUUGACUUGGUUUCUGGAAUUUUGUUCGUUAAAAACCCGUUAGACUACGAUGUUGAUCCCACCCCUCAAUAUGACCUGAUCAUAAGAGCUUGCGACAGUGGUUUAAUCCCAAGAUGUAGUUUGACGCCGUAUCGGAUCACCCUCACAGAUGAGAAUGAUAACGAGCCGAAGUUCCCUGUAACUGAAUAUCUAGAGUUUGUUGGGGAAAACGAACCAAUUGGAACAAGUGUGUUUACAGCAAGAGCAACUGAUAUGGAUCGAGGACAAUAUGGAAUGCUAAAUUAUACGAUAGAGAGCUCAAAUGGAUAUCCUGAGUCGAAUGAUGCAUGGAAGCUUUUCAGGAUUGAUCCCAAUUCCGGUGUAGUUACAACUAAUGCAGUUUUCGAUUACGAACAACGAAGUCAGUACAGUUUCAUAAUUAAGGCUUUUGACCUUGGCGGGAAAUCGGCUAAAGCUAGAGCGAGGAUCAUGAUUGAUUCCCGGGAUGAAUUUAGUCCACAGUUUACAGAGCGAACAUAUCGAUUUAUUUUGGCGACUGGAUCGUCAGAACCUUUGCCGAUUGGAUAUGUUGUUGGACAAGUUACAGCUACUGAUCGUGACAAAGGACCCGAUGGUCGGGUAGUGUACCAAUUGAACAACCAACAUAAUUACUUCAAGAUAAAUAGGACGACUGGUGCCAUAAUGAUCAAGAAGAAAAUCGAUAAUGAUAUUAAUGCCCUGAGUUCUGGUCAGGAAAUCAGUUUUGUCGUAACGGCUAGCUCUGGACGGCAAGGCUCUUUGACGAAUAUGAGCGUAGUAGAAAUAUCUCUGGAUCCUCUAGCCGACCCAGGCACAAAUUUGGCUAGUAGCGGUGGAGGAAGUUCAGGAAGCAGUGGUGGUAUAGCUGAUUGGGCAUUGGGACUGUUGAUAUCCCUCCUGUUGGUCAUAUUUACAUUCGCUGCAGUGUUCCUGUUUCUGCAUAUGCGGAACAGAAGACAUAAACAAGUUUCGAAACCUAGUCUUAGCACGGAAACUGUUGGCAAUUCGAAUAGCUACGUUGAUCCUAGCGCUUUUGAUACAAUUCCAAUCCGUGGAAAUCCUAGUGGAAACACUUCCGGCGGUCAGUUCGCUCCUCCUAAAUAUGAUGAAAUUCCGCCGUACGGCCAACAUACGGCUAGUUCGAAUUCAGGAGCAGCUACCACUUCUGAGCUCUCUGGAUCAGAGCAGUCGGGAUCUAGUGGCCGGGGAUCCGCAGAAGAUGGAGAAGAUGGAGAGGAUGAAGAAAUUCGUAUGAUAAACGAGGGUCCAAUGCAUCGCGAUCAUCAUCGUGGGGACGACGGAAGACUUUCUGAUAUUUCAGUGCAAAACACUCAAGAAUAUCUGGCACGACUGGGAAUUGUAGAUAAUACAAAUACGACAGGUGCAGCAUCGACAUCAUCUCGACACUGCUCUGAGAGUAUAAGUGGAAGCAACAAAGAUGCUCUGUUGCAUCAUCCACUACCGAUAGAUUCGUUACACAUGUUUGAUGAAGAACCCGGUGAGGCAGAUAUCACAAAUUUAAUAUAUGCUAAACUGAACGAUGUGACAGGUGGAAGUGAUCGGGCUAGUAGUGCUGAUGAAGCAGCUACUACUGCUGGAAGUAUAGGCGCUGCCGUGGACCAUGUGAUGGGAUUUGGCGAUGUUCCUGUAGUAGGGAACGGCAAUCCAGGUCCUGCGAUGAACGGGUCGCUAAGCUCAAUUGUACACAGUGAAGAAGAGCUUACAGGAAGCUAUAACUGGGACUACCUUCUUGACUGGGGUCCACAGUACCAACCUCUAGCCCAUGUAUUCUCAGAGAUUGCAAGACUUAAAGACGAUACCCUUUCGGUACAUAGUGGAAACAGCGCAGCGUCCAGUGCGAAGAGUAAACAAUCGUUGCAACAUUCCGCAAAACACAUCCCACCCCCUCUUUUGACAAACGUUGCACCUAGGUCAAUCAACGUCCCAGUAUUAUCAAGUCGAGGCAGUACAAGUCAUCAUUCUGCUGCUGCAAAUCAAUACCUAUUACCACGAUCACCGAUCAGUCAUGAUGCACCCGGUGGUUUCAGUACGUCAUCAGCAAUGUCACCAAGCUUUUCGCCAUCCCUCUCACCGCUAGCAACACGAUCACCAUCAAUAUCACCGCAUGUUGUUACCACCGGCGUACCAACAAGUCAUCAUAUGGUCUCGUUGCCCAGGCAUCAGCCGCAACCUGCGCAGCGGAAAAACCUUGAUUCCGACAUGCGAGUGCGAAUGUAGCAACUGUAAGAUUAGUUUUUCAACGCCACAACGGUCAUUCAGGUGAUUUAAUUUUAAGAUAACUCCAAAACGCGGCUGUGGUGACAAAAUUGCUCUACUUAAAUGUAUCUUGUAAAUUUCUCAGACGUUGUAAACAUAGUUUUGAGUAAAAUAUUUAGUUGGGUUCACUGAGCCACCUUUAAGCAUUUCGUUAGUGAACUAUCACCACUCAUCCAGUGACGGCAAGCGGCAAGAUUUGACUUCAAUCUCAGAUUCUGUUAGGGUACAAAAAGUUCACUUGAAGCCAGAAAAUUCAAAACAAAGAAAACAUCGAUUGAGAAAGAAUAUCUGAUGGCUUUCAACUGUAACGAGAAUUCGGCCCCUUUAAGUCAUGCUUAUCCUUUAUAUUUAUUUUAUUGGUAAUGUCCAAGAUAAUCUGAGUAUAAAGUGCAAGAUAGAUACGCUUGUGGGGGACUUGAUAUAUUGUGGCAAAAAUGAAAAUUUUUCGAUAAAUCUUAAGGAACUAGUCAAAGAGAAAGAUGACUCGCGAAGUAUCAAAUGGAGACACUUUCUGCCUCAUUAUUUCCAAACUACUCCAGUUUGGCCGAAAAAAAUCGAUUAUUCGUCUACAUCCCUUCCUUUCCCACUUAAUUUAUUAUUGCUUUUCUGCUUCUUCAUCUGGAUAUGUAUCCAUUUUGUCCUCAUCUUCACCAACAAUUUCCAGUCCUGAUUUUGUCGGGCCUAUUUCUACGCUCUGAGCUGUCCGCGUUCAAACGAAUCAUCUACUCAAAUUAUGCAAAUUGUGUAUUUCGGUUGAAUCCUGCCACAAUAUAUAUAUAAGCGCUCCAUCGACCUUUAGUGUACAUAGAAAAACAUGCAUUAAAAUUUAAUAUUAAACCUUAAAUCGCGUCCCAUGUGAAAAUACUCCGUUUUGCCUUAGCAUUUAGUUGAACUUGUUGUUUUGACUGUAAAAAUCAAAAACGGACACAACUUUGCAGAAUAGAACUAGUGGGUAGGAUACUAUAAGACUGCUGUUCAUAAGAGAGUAAUGAAGUUGUACUGUAAUAAAUAGAUUUAGCCCCGUACGGUUUAGUGAAGUAUUUAAAACGAAUUCGCAAUUAUUCCUAAUCUGAAUGUACUCUGGACGCUGCAUUCUAUCCAGCGAGAAACAAAACAAAACAAUGCAAAAAAUAUCCACAAACACCGCCAUAAUAUUAAAUUAAAUACCAUAUUCUGUAAAUUUCUAAACAUCUUCCCAUUAUCACAUUCAUUAUAUUUAGAAACUUUACGUCUAUCUCAGAAAUGUACACGGGACCCCGCACUGAGUGAAUAUCAAGUUUAUCCCUUAAUUUAAACCGGACUUGCACCCCGUGCUGUCCGUAACCCUUCAGGGUGGACUUUUUUAAAUAUAGAACAGAACAAUCAAAUACUUUGUAUACAAUUAUUUAUAAAAUGCUCGGUAAGAUGUUUUUAACUAAAGCGAAUUUGGGACUGUCCGCCAAACAAUCCAUUUAUUUCGAAAGGGUCAAUUACUCACCACCACGCUUGCCUUAUUGAAUGAAUAUUUGAGAUACUUUCCGGACGUUUCAAAUUCGCAGUAUCUUUUAGCGAUUGUACAGUAAACCUGCUAGUGCCUUAGUUAUUCCUUUAGUCGUAUGGCAACUACUUUUGCGCCCCCGAUUUAGGGGUUGUUUGAAGUAAAAACGAACAUGUGUACGUAUGAGUUUUAAAAGCCUAAGGUUCCAAUUAGAAACAUAGAAUAUUUUAUGUCUUGUACAAAAUAUCUAGAAUUGUAUCUUCCAUUUAUUCUAUUGACUUAUACGUUUAAGGUUAUUCUAACCACUUUUUGUAAAAGUGGUAAUAGUAGCGAAUAGAAUAUGAAUAUGUGAGUUAAGUGAGAAGUAAACGAAGAAAAGAAGUG
This is a messenger RNA of Hermetia illucens (black soldier fly), 13837 nucleotides long. RefSeq names its product protein dachsous (gene ds). Lineage: Eukaryota; Metazoa; Arthropoda; Insecta; Diptera; Stratiomyidae. Gene Ontology annotation, cellular component: plasma membrane. Gene Ontology annotation, molecular function: calcium ion binding. Gene Ontology annotation, biological process: homophilic cell-cell adhesion. The record is from RefSeq and is a predicted model, not a curated record. The coding region runs from base 955 to 11937 and encodes 3660 amino acids. The transcript is spliced from 12 exons.